GGCAACCAAAGGCAGACAGGCAUCGACAUUUCUUCCUUUAUCUAUCCCACACCACUACAGACUGUAACUUAACCUAUUAUCUGUUACUUCAAAGUCUUUGGAAGCAAUAGCACCUUUACGCCAUGACGCGAGUCUCGGUCUACACAACGGCCCUGGCGGCUUUUGUAGCUGCGACUGUUAUGAUUGUGGUUCCGAUAUGGCUUCCAAACUGGUUGACCUAUUCCGUUACUUCGGCCACCGGCGAGACUAUCGAGAGGCACAUCGGUCUACACAAGAGCUGUUCAACGUUGGAUGACCCGUACUGUCGAGACUUUCCUCCCAAGGAUCUAUGUGAAGGAGGAGAGCGAUAUUUCUGUUCUAUGUGGAGGACUGUCGGUUUCCUGGCUUCUUUCACAACUCUGUUGUGUUUGGGCGGCCUGGUGACUUUUGUUGUCAUCAUGAGUGGAGGCAAAUACAAGCGUGAGACAGGAUGGCCUUUUGCCGCCGCCAUGUUGACGCUUGUAUCUGUGGUUGAGUUUGUAUCCAUUUCUAUUGUGGCAUAUCUGUAUGACCAUGACGACCAGUUUACUAUCCCAGGUUGGCAUCUGGAUACCUCCUUUUACCUCAGCACCGUCGGGGCCGCCAUUAGUUUGCUGUCUGCCGUUGGUAUCGCUUUUUCGGCCUACCUGCUUCCUCCCGAGGAAGGAUACGACUUUCUCUCUGACCCGCUCGAUGCUUAGGCGAUGCCCGCUCAUAACAAAUGACCUGGUAUUCAGCUGCUUGUGUUUUCGCUUUUAUCAUCCUCACUGUUCAGGUGUGUCCUAUGACACAGGGUCGUGACAUUCUACCUCAUACAUAAUAAGAGGAUCUGGUCUAGACUAAUAGAGAGGGGCUCUAGGGGUAUGCAUAGUAGAUGUUGGAAAUCGCUUAGAACAUUAUAUACUGUUUCCAAUUCUUUCCGUAGAUUUUAGAAAUCUUCUGCUGUGUUGUCCUGCAACUAUUCUCGUGCAGUUGUCACGACUUGCGAUGGGAACCAGCCUACUAG
Molecule: messenger RNA, 1024 nt
Organism: Fusarium graminearum PH-1
Lineage: Eukaryota; Fungi; Ascomycota; Sordariomycetes; Hypocreales; Nectriaceae
Exons: 3
Coding region: 123-719 (198 amino acids)
Source: RefSeq, a predicted model, not a curated record